AUGUCUUUUGUUACCAACGCCGAUAUUCUACUCAUAUUCGGAGAAUUAAGCAAAGUCCCUCGCGGCUACGAAUCCUUCUUCAGCCACGUCGAUGACAAUGUGCACUGGGAAAUCACAGGACAAAACGCUCUAUCAGGAGUAUGCAGGUCGAAGGCAGAAUUCUUGGAUAAGGUGUGGCUGCCGAUCAUCAAACUGAUAGCAGACCCAGGCCCUAUAUUUGAAAUAGCCUUCCCUGAUAGCGUGACAAGAAACGAGGAAGGGUGGGUUAACGUUGAAUUGAAGACCAAAGACACCCGAACAAAGUUGGGCAAUCGUUUGUAUAGCCAACAUUAUUCCUGGCACUGCAAGUUCAACUCAACAAAGAAGAUCGUUCAAGUGAGAUGUUUCUUCGACACAAGCCUGGCGGAAACUGUACUUCUGGAUGAGAAAUACAGACAAGAGACACUGGCCAUCCUGCCAAACGAUGCGUUAGAAAGGCCGGAAAAGGGCCCGGAAUACCCCUUAAUACCCUUCGAUCCCGCUUAUAAACGAUUCUUGAACGAGUUCUACCUCCUGAUGGACUCACCGAAUGAGCACGAGAAAUAUUCACAAUGCUUUACGCCCGAUGCUACGGUAAUAAUGGGAGAAAAGGAAGCGCGUGGUAGAGAAGGAAUAUAUGCCCUGAGAAAAGCAUUGUGGAAUCCAACUAAGCACUGCACACAUCGCCUCAAGCAAGUUUUCCCGUACGGGCCUAACUCUGAUGUGGCUAUGGUGCAUGGGACUCUUGAUUGCGUAUUCAAAGAUGGUUCUGCCAAGACAGUUGACUGGGCUGCAAGAUGUCACUUCGUCGUGCUAGAUCGAGUAUAUCUAUCUCGAUAUCAGAUCUAUAUAGCAGGUGAUGCAGCUGGGAGACCCAAAUCAAAUCUUUAA
Aspergillus vadensis CBS 113365 is the source of this 909-nucleotide messenger RNA. Its product is annotated as nuclear transport factor 2 family protein. The transcript is spliced from 3 exons. Bases 1 to 909 code for a protein of 302 amino acids. The record is from RefSeq and is a predicted model, not a curated record. NCBI's taxonomy places the organism in Eukaryota, Fungi, Ascomycota, Eurotiomycetes, Eurotiales, Aspergillaceae.